CCCAGACAUCAUCUAAGCCAGCCCAGUCCCGCCCCCCGAGUUGACUCAGUUGCCGCCGCAAUGGAGGAGAACAAGGACCAGUCCAAGAGCGCCUUGAAGAAGGCCGAGAAGGCCGCCCAGAUGGCUGCUAAGAAGGCUGAGAAGGCCGCCAAGCAAGCCACCCUCCCCGUCGUCGGCGGCAAGAAGGCGGACGACAUCAUCGGCAUCACGGUCAAGAAGUCGGAGAACUUCUCGCAAUGGUACCAGGAGGUCGUCCUCAAGGCCGAGUUGAUCGAGUACUACACCGAGAUCUCGGGCUUCUUCAUCAUGCGCCCUGCCACCAUGUACAUCUGGAACGUCAUCCGCAAGUGGUUCCAGGAGCACAUUGACGAGCUCGGCGUUGAGGAGACCAACUUCCCCAUGUUCUUGUCGCAGAAGUCGCUCGAGAAGGAGAAGGAGCACGUUGAAGGUUUCGCCCCUGAGUUGGCUUGGGUUACCAAGGCUGGCGAUAAGGACCUCGAGGUCCCCGUGGCUGUCCGUCCUACCUCCGAGGCUGUCAUGUACCCCUACUACGCCAAGUGGAUCCGCAGCCAUCGCGAUCUUCCCUUCCGCUUGAACCAGUGGAACUCGGUCGUCCGUUGGGAGGCCAAGCAGACCACUCCCUUCCUCCGUGCCCGUGAGUUCAUGUGGCAGGAGGGUCACACCGCCCACCUUACUGAGCAGGCCGCCGGUGAGGAGGUUCUCCAGAUCCUCGAGUUCUACGCCGGUGUUUACGAGCAGCUCCUCGCCGUCCCCGUCGUCCGUGGCCGCAAGACCGAAGCCGAGAAGUUCGCCGGUGGUUACUACACCACCACCGUCGAGGGCUACAUUCCCUCCAACGGCCGUGGUAUCCAGGGUGCCACCUCUCACUGCCUGGGCCAGAACUUCUCCAAAAUGUUCGACAUUACCGUCGAGGAUCCCGCCGAGAAGGGCAAGCACAUCCACGUCUGGCAGAACUCGUGGGGUCUCUCGACCCGUGUCAUCGGUGUCAUGGUCAUGAUCCACGGUGACGACAAGGGUCUGGUCCUCCCUCCCCGUAUCGCCAAGAUCCAGUCCAUCCUCAUCCCCGUCGGCCUCACCGCCAAGAUGUCCGCCGAGGAGAAGGACGCGCACAUGAAGAAGGUUGACGAGCUCCUCGCCACCCUCAAGAAGGCUGGCGUCCGCGCCGACGUGGACACCCGCGAGGGCUACACCCCCGCCUGGAAGUUCAACGACUGGGAGCUCAAGGGUGUUCCCCUCCGUAUUGAGUUCGGUCCCAAGGAUGCCGCCAAGGACGUCGUCAGCUACGCCCGCCGCGACACCGGCGAGAAGGGCACUAUCCCCAUCGCCGAGCUCACCACCAAGGUUCCCGAGCUCCUCGAGACCAUCCAGCAGGAUAUGUACAACAAGGCCGAAGUUUCCUUCCGCGAGCACCGCCUCAAGAUCGAGAAGUGGGAUGACGUUGUCCCUGCUCUCGACGCCAAGAACGUCGUUCUCAUCCCCCACUGCCUUGUCCCCGAAUGCGAGGACAAGAUCAAGGAGCUCACCACUGGCCGCUCUGACGAGGCUGCUGAGGGCCCCGAGUCCCAGAAGGCCCCGUCUAUGGGCAUGAAGUCUCUCUGCAUUCCCUUUGAGCAGCCCGAGGGUCUGGUCAAGGGCGAGACCAAGUGCUUGAACCCCGAGUGCUCUCGUCUUGCCGAGCAGUGGUGCAUGUUCGGCCGCUCUUACUAAGUUGUUCUUUUUUUUUAUAGAAACGGAUGGAAAAGUUAUGGGAAAGUGGGCGAUGGUUCGCGCUCUCUGUUGAUGUUAUCAUGGAAGCUUUUGAUGAAAUAUGCAGGCAGCGCUGGAGUUUGUUGUGGAUCUCAUAAGAAAGCGUAGGCGCCGCGGAUAUUAUUUGUUGCCAUAUUUUAUUCCUUAGGGCCUUUGCGCGAGCAUAAAAAACAGAGAAAAGUUCAUGAACUACUGGAGGGAAAGUAAGAUGUGAAAUGUACAUGAAGGCCAAUUCUUGGUCCCGAAACAAAGUGCCAUCGCAUUUGUCGUUGUGAAGAAAGAUAUCGGAAGAUUGCCCAAACCCUGACCCUGACGCCUCGAUUCCCUCCCCCUUUUUUUGUUCCGAACUAUCCAAGUUCACCCAUAACCCAAAGAGCUAUUCAAAGCAUGGGUAUCACGCGCAAACAGAACACACAAAGACAAAUUAGAAAGGUCAUCGUCAUCAUAUCUCCGAAUACUUUUGAAACUCCUCAACGAUUCACCAUGAAACCGACGGUCCCUUAUUCUUGUUCCUCGCCAAACUCUUCUUCUUCGCCAUCCUCAUCGUCUCCUGCUCCAGCCUCAUGCGCCAAUCACACUCGCCCGCGAACUCGCACGUCUGGCAUUUGUACGACUCCUCCACCGGGACACCCCUUGGGUCCCGCUCGCCCUUCCACCACUGCAGGUCGUCCUGGAGGUACAUGUCGAGCGUCUCAGGCUCGACGUAGAACGAGUUGACGCAGAUGACCGACCCGUUUUCUGGGUUUUCUUCUUCUUCUUCUUCUUCUUCUUCUUCCUUGUUUUCU
Neurospora tetrasperma FGSC 2508 is the source of this 2552-nucleotide messenger RNA. RefSeq lists its product as uncharacterized. Bases 61 to 1728 code for a protein of 555 amino acids. Gene Ontology annotation, biological process: prolyl-tRNA aminoacylation. The transcript is spliced from 3 exons. Lineage: Eukaryota; Fungi; Ascomycota; Sordariomycetes; Sordariales; Sordariaceae. The record is from RefSeq and is a predicted model, not a curated record. Gene Ontology annotation, cellular component: cytoplasm; aminoacyl-tRNA synthetase multienzyme complex. Gene Ontology annotation, molecular function: proline-tRNA ligase activity; ATP binding.